AUGUCUGUAGCGGCGAAGAGGGAACGACCAACGCUUUCUCUAGUACCCGGUGCUGCAUGGGACCCCAUUACGCCUGGCCUCACGUCAAAAAGCCCUUUAGCGCUGAAAACUCCACACAACCCGAAUGUCACACCCAUUUCUCUCAAGGGCUCAGACCACGAUUUGAGUCGACUGCCUUCUGGCGAACUAUUUGCUAGGUUCAGUGUUUCUGAAGUGCUCGCACUUCAGAAUCGACUUCGAAUUCGCAGAGCGGAGGCAGAUGGAAAGCAAGAGGAGCUGCGGCAAAUGGUUGGCGAACGCUACCGAGAUUUGUUGCAGGCUUCCACCUCAAUCUUGACCAUGCGCGACAGUUCAAACCGAGUCGUCUCUGCUCUUGACUCCCUUGAAGAGGCAUCAGCAGAUUCCGAAACCUCAGCAUUCCAAAGUAUUCCUCAUCAUCCAAGGAAGGGAGAGAGGGACGAUGGACAACUGGAAGUCUUGCAGUCUCUUUCCGCGCACCUUAAGCUUUUGAUGGACGCCCCAGAGCAGCUGUGGCGAUUACUGGAGAAGCAUCAGCAUCUGCACGCCUCAUGGCUCUUCUCAGUAUCCAGGGUGGUGUUUCGCAAUCUUGUCAAAAAUGGGGAUGACGAAGAAGACUCGGAGCAGCCCUGGAUUUCUAAGGGUAUCGUUGUGGAGGAAAGUUUCCCUCUCGCCCAACGGCAAUGGGAUGCUAUUAGCACAUUCCGACAUCAAAUUGUGCUCAGGUCAACACAGGACUUGCGUGUUUGGCUCAGAACUCCUCUCGAAACAUGCCACACCCUUAUCGCGCUGUUGCUCUUGGAUACCAUAUCAAUGUCCGAGAGUCUUGGUCUCUUUUUGUCCCAACGGUCUAAAGCGCUAAAAGGCCUGAUAUCUAAGCUUGGCAUGCUCGUGCCGACCUCACCUAGUCGAUCUCGACCAUCAUCACCAUUUUCUGCUGAUAGAAAGCAAAACUCGGAAGCUGCGGCCGAUUUACUGGCUGAUCUCGCUCUGGAUGGCAGCAGGGCUUCCCGCACACGACGGAAGGAGGCAGUUUCUGCACUUCGAGAAACGCUGCGCCAAGUUCUGGACCUCCUGAUUGGGACACUGGAAACUAGCCGGGCUAUCUUUGGUGCUGACGAUCUUAUGGAGCAGCCGCUCAUCAAACAGGUCCUCGAAUCAGUUCAGUCAGCACAGAUAAUAGGUCGACCCAACCAUCUGAAACAUAAAUCGCGCCUUUCAAUCAUCUCAUCGUUUCAUGCGACUCCAACCCCAAUAACCCCCGUUCUUCAAACUCUCUCUACAACCACGAUUUUUGAAUCUCUUCCUUCUUCCCAACUGCUUCUCCAGUUCCUACCGCCGUCCAUUAUCUUAUAUUCACCAUAUAUCGACACCUCAUCAGCUGCCUCCCAGUUGUCAGAGGAGGAUGUCCACAAAGCUCGGAAAGCAUGGUUUGAAGAGAGCCUCUCCUCCCUUGAAGCAAGCCUGCAGAUUUGGUUGGCUAAUCUGGACACACUGACCGACGUAUGGGACGUGAGAUGCGUGCUGCAUUCGUACAGUGACAGAAUGUCAACAGAGGAAUUCGGCGCUGCGAUAAAUGUAUUUGAUACGUCAUGUUUGGAGCGCGCAAAAGUGUUAUGGAAUGCAUCGCUAAAGGAUAUAGAAAAUAGCUUUUCGGCGUUCCUUGAGAAAGUCAAGGAUGACUUCAAAGGAGGCGAAAUUUCUGACCAAAUCAACCCAGAAAGCUUCUUACUGAGCUCCAUACCCCAUCCCUCAUCACCUCGCUCCCCCAACCUAUCGUUUGUGGCAUUCCGCAAAGCUCUUGACAAUCGAAUAGCGUGGCGCAUCCCUUAUCUCAGCGCGAUGGGAAAGACUUUCCAGAGGGCCGUCAGGGACCUCAACAGUCAUUUCGUUCAUUUGCGAGGGAUCCUUUUGGGAGGUUUGCGAAGGAUCUUUCCUACCGUUCCUAGUUCUGACGUUUCGUUACCCAGUGGCUUUAUCGAUCGGGUGGACCGGGAUUACAGUGAAGCGUCACUCAAGACGUGCAUCGAAAUAGGACGAACAUUGAGCGCACGUCUUGAUUCAAUAACAUCAUCCGAUGAGGUUGUAACAGAUGCAAUAGCAGUUGCGGAGUCGCUUCUCAUUGGACGACUCGCACACAACUUGGCGGACUCGCUUUAUACUCGCGUGCUUUGUCGGCAGCAGGAAAUUCCAAAAGGCGGGUACGUUCAAUUGCCGCUGCAGGCGGUGUUCAAACGAUCCAUUUCGUUGUGGGAGCGAUAUGCAAUCGAUCGCAGUGUCACGGCAUACGCAACAGCUAGAUUCGAUUUUCCGGACAACCCGACUCCGCCGCGACCGUCACCUGCGCUUAUUCAGGCUUUGCUACUACUUGUUGACGAAGUGCAAUUGCUCGGACUGCCAUUUGCGUCAUCUGAGUUCAGAACAGUUCCGGCAGCGCUCCUAGGCGGAUUUCUUGAAGAUAUUUCCUCAUCCUCGAAGCUCAAUAGGCAGCAGAACAAAUACGACACUGCCUUCUUGGGACGUUUGAUAGUCUUAUCGCUGGCGGGUAAUUGUCAAAAUGGGACGGAUCGCUCACCCAAUCCUUCUGAUCGUGCAGCCAUAGAUCAGGAGAUCGCCCGUGUUCAGCUUUUACUCGGACCCCUGUUAAGAAUCACUCGGCCACCAGAAGCCCUGUUGCUUGGGAAGAUAGAUCGUUUGGCAACUGCGCUUCUUCCUCUCGGACCGCCUCCGCCACAGGAAGAUCUUACGCCCACUCUCGACUUAGCAAAACUUGGGUCACGUUUCGGCCUCCUCCUCGUAGGAAGUACCGCCGCAAAAUGAAGUUAUGGUAUUAUGCAUUCAUCAUAUUUGUCAUAUUGCAUCCAUAUCAUGGCAUCUCAAGACCGUUUUUGUCAGCUUCCAUCCACUCCGUGUUGAGUUCUUCUACUGCCGCUUCGAGCAAUGUCCCAACUAGAUGUCUGUCUGCGGCACUGCCCUCUAGAUAGUACUUGAUCUUAGGUUCUGUCCCACUCGUCCUAUGAGUCUC
Molecule: messenger RNA, 3043 nt
Organism: Cantharellus anzutake
Lineage: Eukaryota; Fungi; Basidiomycota; Agaricomycetes; Cantharellales; Hydnaceae
Exons: 11
Coding region: 1-2838 (945 amino acids)
Biological process (GO): intra-Golgi vesicle-mediated transport
Cellular component (GO): COG complex; Golgi apparatus
Source: RefSeq, a predicted model, not a curated record